Molecule: messenger RNA, 2283 nt
Organism: Capsicum annuum
Lineage: Eukaryota; Viridiplantae; Streptophyta; Magnoliopsida; Solanales; Solanaceae
Exons: 2
Coding region: 557-904 (115 amino acids)
Source: RefSeq, a predicted model, not a curated record
UAUCUAAACUUAAUCCUACUUUAAAGCAGCAGCUAGUACAACUGCUCUCCAGCUUUUGAGAUAUUAAUUUUAACACAAUUAUAGUCACCACAUCCCUAAAUUUACAGUCUUUCUUGAUUUUAAAAGAACCCCAUUUGAGUUAAAGUUAUAACGAUGGUUGGUUUAGGUGAUUCUUGGUAUUUUUGUAAUGGGGGUUUGCAAGUCUGAAGAAAUCUAAAGUUGCAAUCUUUCUUGAUUUUAAAAGAACCCCAUUUGAGUUAAAUGGUAUUACAAUGGUGGGUUCAGUAGAUUUGUAAUGGGGUGGGCAGUCUGAAGAAAUCUAAAGUUGCAAUCUUUCUUGAUUCUAAAAGAACCCCAUUUGAUAUAAAACUAUAGCAAUGGUGGGUUUGGCUGAUUCUUGGUGUUGUUGUAAUGGGGGUGGCAGUCAAGAGAAACUGAAAGCUACUAGCCUACUACCAUUUUGAGCUAAAGUGCAAUUUCACCUUCAAUUCUUGAUCUAAAAUUUUUACACUCUUACUUGAUUUUAAAGAACCCCAUUUGAGUUAAAGCUUUAACAAUGGUGGGUUUGGUUGAUUCUUGGUGUUUCUGUAAUGGGGGUGGCAAGUCUGAGAAAAUGAAAGCUACCAUUUUUUCAGGCAAAGGUCCUGCUAUGGCUCAUAGAGCUGUGAGUGGCACUGGUUUCUUGAUCCACAGGAAUUUGCUGCUUACUACCCAUGUAGUUCUUCCUUCUGUUGCUGCUGCUGAAGCUGCUGAGAUCCGUCUUCAAAACGGUGUUGCUGCUCGCCUUUUUCCGCAUAGGAAGCACAUCAAAGUAGCUUUGGUGGUGGCAGGUGGUCUUGUUGAUCUUGGAUUCGUACAAAAGGAUAGAGCUGCAUGCACAAGUCACGACCAUAUGCACGAUUGAGUAUGAGGUCAAGGAAGAAGCAGCUGCUAAUGUUUCAUUUGUUAGUAUCCAAUCAUUUGUGGCCAUAGUGCCAGUUGUUUCCAUGCGAAGACUGCAAUGUUCUGCCUGAUACUUAUCUCAAUUAAGAUUGUGUAGGGUGUUUAUUUGUUGAAUUGCUUAAAAAUCACACUACUUGCAGAAGCCAGAAGCUUAUAAGUACUUUAACGUAUUGAAUUGAGCUAUAGAAAUCUCUAGAAAGGAAAAAGAGUAACUCGAAAGAUUAGGUAUCUAAGUAUUCAUAUAUGUUUUACUCCCAUGAGUCAUAAGUUUUCCAGUAUUCAUAUAAGUUUGAAAGGUAUCUAAGAAUUCAAUCAUAAGAUUAGGGCCAGAGCUGAUGGAAUGGCCGAAAGAGGGCGGUAUAUAUGGAGGACUCAAUCGUUGACCCCUAACCAGUUUGAGUUGAGGUGUAGUUGAUGAUAACCAAUCACAUAACUGGUUCAGAUUGGAAUCAUUAAUAGUUUACCUAGUGGUUAAAGCAACUUAAGCAUGAUUACUGUGCAUGGAUAUCACAAUUGACCUUCCGAAACAAAAGUAGAGAUAUGUUGCAUAUCAAUUCCUGCAUUUUCCUGAUAUGAUGUAUAUAACAAGAGAGCAGGAGAACGUCGGAUAAGAUGCAACAAGGAUUAGAUCUUGUAAGCUCCCUCCUACAAGUUUGAUCUUUUUCAGAAGAUCAGGCAAGUGUGUGGGCAUUCAAUCUGUGUAAGAACUAGGAAUUUGCAGCUAUAAAAAUCCAUCUCUAGUCUCUGAUGGUAUUUUUGGAUUUAGGUAGAAAUUAAAAUGCAUGCAAUGCGUGUUGGUUUAUAUAUGUCAUUUCCUUCUUGUGUUGGUGCUCAACAGUUCUAAUCACGUUUGAAUUUGUUUGUCAGGUUACAAAAAAGGUUGCCAAUAAAUACUUGUAGGUUACAAAGGGUGCAAUAUUGAUCCAUUAAAUGUCAUUUAGCUAACAUCUUUCUGAUGUUGAGGAAAAAUGGAAUAAAACUUCUCAUGUUUAGCAGGCCAAAUAUUAAUGCGUGAUUACUUGCAUCAGAUUAGCUUUUGGAUUAUGAAGAUGAAGGUUCGAUGCCAGCUUGUGUUGAUCAAAUUGCUCGUUCAGCAUCUGAGUAUUGGUAUAUGUUUUCUUAUGGAUGUAAGUUGUGCUUGGUACACUGCAAUCGUUAUAAAUGGCUCUUGAACAGAAAAACAGAGCUGAUGUCACUGUGGCUAGAGAGAUUGGAGUCUUUAUUUAAACGGAAGGAGGACGGAUAGGAGGCUGGGGAGGAAAGUUAGGAAGGAGAAUAAUAGUUAUUGGUUAAAGAGAACAAUAGUUAUUGGUUAACUGUUCUUACCUGGUUCACCUCAUU